Saimiri boliviensis boliviensis (Bolivian squirrel monkey) is the source of this 1193-nucleotide messenger RNA. It is a transcript of the gene PKIG, whose product is annotated as cAMP-dependent protein kinase inhibitor gamma. The record is from RefSeq and is a predicted model, not a curated record. NCBI's taxonomy places the organism in Eukaryota, Metazoa, Chordata, Mammalia, Primates, Cebidae. Gene Ontology annotation, biological process: negative regulation of protein kinase activity. Gene Ontology annotation, molecular function: cAMP-dependent protein kinase inhibitor activity.
CCCUCCGCGGCUGCGGAAGGGGACGCGAACCGUCCUGGUCCCAUCCGAGCCGCCGUAGCGCGAGCGCCGCGGGAUUUCGGCAGCUCGGGUCGCCAAGGCAACGGGCUUCCCUGCGGUUUGCGGGCUGCGGGCGCCAGGCUGCCCCGGGGAGGCGCUGCGGGCCGGCGGCCCCGGCUCGGUGAGGCGGCGAGACCGCAGAAUUCCCAUACUGAUUAGUCAACGGUAGAAAAUUUGAAGAGAUGCAAGCAGGAAAAAGAAAUUAAACCAGGCCUGAGGAGCGAUGCUACGGGCAUGAUGGAGGUCGAGUCCUCCUACUCAGACUUCAUCUCCUGUGACCGGACAGGCCGUCGGAAUGCGGUCCCCGACAUCCAGGGAGACUCAGAGGCUGUGAGCGUGAGGAAGCUGGCUGGAGACAUGGGCGAGCUGGCACUUGAGGGGGCAGAAGGACAGGUGGAGGGAAGCGCCCCAGACAAGGAAGCCGGCAACCAGCCCCAGAGCAGCGAUGGGACCACCUCGUCUUGAGUCUGAUCUCAUCCAAUUAGGCCGGAUGAGAUACCUUCUGUCCCCUCCCAGAGGGGGAACCCUGGCACUGGCCCAGCAGCCUCUUCUCUGAGCCCCAUGUCCCAGAUAAACCAGGCCAGACUGAGAAGGCUCCCCAGAGGCCUCUGUGGCCUCCACUCCGGGAAAGUCCUCUGCCCACACCCACAGGCUCCACAUUCCCACCACCUUCUCACCGUGCCCAGGUACACUUUCAAGACACUGUAACCACAAAUGUUAUUUAUUGAGCUGGUGCCGGGACUUGGGUGGGGCCCUGCCCUACAGUGAGCAGCCCAUGCAAGAACGCUCCUCUCACGAGCGGCCUGGGCAGGGACCCUGUCCCAACACCAACACUUCCUUUCCAGCCCCAACCUUCUGGGUCAAGACCUUCUUGUCCCUUUUUUAGAAAACACUUUUAAACUUUUUAAAAAUUUUAAAUCUUUUUUCAGCAGAGACGGAGAGAGCUGACAAUCAAUUCACAUUUUUUUAAGCCAUUUUAGCUAAACUCUCAUUGUCUGUGCAGCUCCCUCAUGGAGCUUCACAGGUCCAUUUUUAGGGAAGGGAUUUUGGCUCAAAACUAUUUGACCACCUCUGCCCUUUCUACCAGGAUAAGUGACACCUAGGACCCAGGAAAUAAAUGCUGAUGACUUGUGUGA